Molecule: messenger RNA, 1533 nt
Organism: Rotaria sp. Silwood1
Lineage: Eukaryota; Metazoa; Rotifera; Eurotatoria; Philodinida; Philodinidae
Source: the annotation of a GenBank genome assembly
AUGGAUUCUUACGGUGAUAUGAACCGUGUUUUAAUCACGGAAGAUGUUGAUUCUCAAUGUGUUGAUAUGUUAACUGCUAAUGGAUUUUCAGUUGAAAAAGAUAUUAAAUUAGCUAAACAACCUCAAGAACAAUUAAUUAAACGACUUCAAGAAGUUGAUAUUUUAAUUGUUCGAAGUGCAACUAAAGUAACAAAUGCUGUUAUAGAAGGAUCACCACGUUUGAAAUUAAUCGGACGAGCAGGUACAGGAACAGAUAAUAUUGAUACUGAAGCAGCAACACGUCAUGGAAUCUUAGUUAUGAAUACACCGAGUGGCAAUACUCUUUCUGCCGCCGAGCAUACAUGUACUUUGAUUUGUUCUUUAGCUCGGAAUAUUUCAAAUGCAUGUGCUUCAUUAAAAUCAGGCGCAUGGAAACGAACAGAAUUUACAGGUGAAGAAUUAAAUGGAAAAACAUUAGCUAUAAUAGGAUUAGGAAAAAUUGGAAGAGAAGUAGCAAAACGAAUGCAAUCAUUUAAUAUGAAGACAAUUGGUUAUGAUCCAUUAAUAAAUGCUGAACAAAGUUUAACAUUUGGAGUAGAAUUUUUUGAAUUAAAAGAACUUUGGCCAUUAGCUGAUUAUAUAACAAUUCAUGUUCCACUUAUGGAUGGAACUUAUCAUUUAAUUAAUAAUGAAGUUUUAUUAUUAUGUAAACAAGGUGUAAAAUUAAUAAAUGUUGCUCGUGGUGGAAUAAUUGAUGAAAAUUCACUUCUUAAUGCUCUUAAUUCUGGUCAAUGUAGUGGUGCUGCUCUUGAUGUAUUUGAAGAAGAACCACCAACUGAUUUUAAACUUAUUCAACAUCCAUUAGUUGUAUGUACACCACAUUUAGGUGCAAGUACACGUGAAGCUCAAAAACGUGUAGCUAUUGAUUUAGCUCAACAAAUAAUUGAUUUUAAACAAGGACAUGCAUUAAUUGGUGUUGUUAAUGGAUCAGCAGUUACAUCACAAUUUGCACAAGGUAAUAGACCUAUUUUAUGUCUUUGUAAAAGAUUAGGACAAAUUAUUGGAGCAUCAUCAUUAUCAACACCAACUGAAAUAUCACUUUCAUUUAAUCAUACAGUAUCUAAGCAUUUAUUUGAAGCUCUUGAAAUUUAUUUUUCUUAUGGAUAUUUACAUGAAAAAGAAAAUAAACGGGUUAAUUUUGUUAAUGCUCGUCAUUUAUUCGAAGUUAAAAUGGAAAUGAUUGUUGAUAAAAAACAAGAAUUAAAUAAUGUAUUAGUUGUACGUGUUUCAGGUGAUAAUAAAAUAAAAGAAUUAUCUGGUACUGUUUCUGGUGAUCAUUUAUGGUUAAAUAGUGUUAAUCAAUGUCGUUUUACUGCUCAUGUACCACUUGAUGAUGAAAAUACUCAUGUUUUAGUUCGACCAUUAAAAGGAUCAUUUAUGGAUUAUCUUCGAGACAAUACAUUACAAUUGAAUAAACGUAUAUCGGCUGUUUUUGAUACAACAACUCCAACAGAAAAUAUUCAAGAUGAACGUUGGUGUGCCCUAAUUUUAUAA